AACAGAGAGAGAGAGAGAGAGAGACGACCAGACGGACGUUUGUUUAAACACCACUACAAGACGGGCUCGGAUAAGACUUUCAAGCUGCAUCCCAUACCCGUUGAACCGUCCUUGAUUCUGGAUGUUGAGGAGGCGCCGGAGCUGUGGGCAUUCUGUUGGUGCUGCGUGGUGCCUGUGCACCCUGGCUGGGACGAGCCUGCGGCCCUGGACCCCCAAGCCGGGACGGGGCACGGGCAGAGCGCCAUGGUAACGCACAGCAGGCUCAACGCCGCCAUGAGCAGCAGCCCCUUCCAAGGCGGAGUACGCCUGCCUGCCCACCGCUACAAGACUUUCAGCUCCAGGGCGCAGUAUCAGAUGGUGUUGGCGGCUGUGCGCAAGCUGCAGGAGAGCGGCUUCUACUGGGACGCUGUGAGUGGGAAGGAGGCCAGUACCCUGCUGAGCACUGAGCCACCUGGCACUUUCCUAGUGCGUGACAGCUCUGACAACCGCCACUUUUUCACUUUAAGCGUGAAGACGGUCACGGGCACCAAGAACCUGCGCAUCCAGUGUGAUGCCUGCUCCUUCUUUUUGCAAACGGACCCACGCAGCUUACAAACUGUGCCACGUUUUGACUGUGUGCUGAAACUCAUACAUCAUUACAUGCCCUCUGCCAGAGAAGCAGGGGCCGUGUCUGUAGUCUCAUCUGGAGUGGACGGUGAAGGUGGCAGCAGUGGAGCAGAUGGGAGUACAUACUUCAUUUACUCUGGAGGAGAGAAAAUCCCACUGGAGCUGCUGCGCCCUCUGGCCUCCAGCAUGUCCACACUGCAGCACCUCUGCCGCAAGACACUUAAUGGCCACAUAGACGUGUCUAGUAAACGGGACCAGCUGCCCCAGUCGCUCCAAGAGUUCCUUCAGGAGUAUGAUGCACCCAUAUAACAACCAUUACACGGUUCUGGAGCACAGAGACUGAACCAGAUAUACAGAACUGUAUGAUGGGCAGUGGUGGAAUUGACCAGCAGAAGCCCACAGGAAGAUGAGCAGUGCAGUGUUAUGAAGCAGUUCAAUAAGUGUGUGAGUUGUCUGCUCUAAGAAGCUCUCAGCAUCACUCAGUAUUGCAGGUCAGCCGUGGCCUACUGUGCCUUCACCCUUUAUACUGUGACCUUUGCAGGGGGUUGCUGUUUGAUGGACAGCACAAAGUAUGUACUCACAUGCAAUGGGAUGAACAGCGGAGCAGCCAGAACCGAAAGCAGAUUACCAGAGGCAUUCUCUUUUAGCCUCCUAC
Molecule: messenger RNA, 1261 nt
Organism: Neoarius graeffei (lesser salmon catfish)
Lineage: Eukaryota; Metazoa; Chordata; Actinopteri; Siluriformes; Ariidae
Gene: socs3b
Product: suppressor of cytokine signaling 3b
Exons: 2
Coding region: 244-915 (223 amino acids)
Biological process (GO): phosphatidylinositol phosphate biosynthetic process; intracellular signal transduction
Cellular component (GO): phosphatidylinositol 3-kinase complex
Molecular function (GO): 1-phosphatidylinositol-3-kinase regulator activity
Source: RefSeq, a predicted model, not a curated record